UAGAAGCACUUAGUACUUAGUUUCCAAAUCUAUAGCUGUGUGCUUUCUUUUCACCGGCAACAUCGUGCAUUGCUGAUUAUCGGCAGGCAGGUCAGUCAUCUUCCGUUUCGGCGACAAGUCAAACAAGGCUGAGAAACUACGUGGCCAGGAACGAUAUCGACGCAAAAGACUAACACAGGGCUGUUUGCAGAACUACGCUGAAUGAAGAGCCAGCAAGCAAAAUGCGAGCAGCACAGUUGGCAUGGUUCAUUCGUGUUUCGAAGGCUGGUGCAGCGUAGAGAUAUGGGCGCAGCCCAUUCGUGCUUGGGGAUGGUAAAAGGGCGACAGGAGAGAGGCACGCGGAGAAGGCCGGAAAAUGAGCGCGCGGCGGCCAUUCGAGCAGUGGGCCAUCGUGCAGCGCCUCGAAUUUUUCUUUUUCUUUUUUUUUUCUUUUCAAGGAUUUCGCAUUUCGCUACCUUUCAGCUCGGACACCGAGCACCCAGAGUACAUCGUUGUAACCAAUAAUGUGGCAUCGGGGCAUUGUAGUAAAUGGGUUACUUCACCAUGAGAAACAUACAAAAGUUGACGGUGCAGCAGCUUCUUAUUAUUAUAACCGAUAUAUUGUUAGAGGGCACGGCACACGCCUGAGGGACAGCAUGGCUGAAAAGCUACUGCUCGUUUUGCAGGUCACGUCGUGGUUUUCGGGUACAGCGAUCACUUGGGAUGGAUUGCCAUCCUGCCUGCCGUAUCAUCUCGACAACGACAUGCUAUCGGAUGCGACAACAUGCAAGCCGCGUGGCCCGUCAUUCCUACUUGGCCGCAUGGGGGACAUCACGGAUUUCCGAUUCGUCGACAAGCUUCUUUCGAGAAUUACGUCAUCGGCGGAACUUCUACAAAGGCAGCACCUCGACACCCACGGCCUCAGAGGGCACGGCACACGCCUGAGGGACAGCAUGGCUGAAAAGCUACUGCUCGUUUUGCAGGUCACGUCGUGGUUUUCGGGUACAGCGAUCACUUGGGAUGGAUUGCCAUCCUGCCUGCCGUAUCAUCUCUACAACGACAUGCUAUCGGAUGCGACAACAUGCAAGCAGCGUGGCCCAUCAUUCCUACUUGGCCGCAUGGGGGACAUCACGGAUUUCCGAUUCGUCGACAAGCUUCUUUCGAGAAUUACGUCAUCGGCGGAACUUCUACAAAGGCAGCACCUCGACACCCACGGCCUCAGAGGGCACGGCACACGCCUGAGGGACAGCAUGGCUGAAAAGCUACUGCUCGUUUUGCAGGUUGGUUCAUGGCCUGAUUCUAUUUCCUAUCGCAGUGACGAUAGAUUUCUCGUAGUUCUGCCGUGCCCUCGCAGAUGUCGCGCCAUUUUGGUUGACUGCUGGUCAGUGAUGCUGUUGUUGUUGACAUCGGGGGAUAUCGAGGAGAAUCCAGGGCCCCUGACGGAAAAAUAUUUGAAGGCCAUUCUAGACAACCAGGCAGAAACCGACCGAAAACUUAAUUCAAUUCAAGAACAAAUUGGUGUUCUCUCAGCAAGGACAGAAAAGCUGUCAGAUUACCUUGUGGUAAUCCAGGAGAUGACCACAACAAUAGAUAAGCUCGAGGAUACUGUCAGGCAACAGGCCAAAAAAUUAGUUGAGUUUGAAAACCGUGGGCGGCGUAACAACCUUUUAGUGUUUGGUGUCCCGGAAAAGGCGAACGAAACAGAGUCAGAUCUCAGGGCAGCUGUUGUAGAUAACAUUUUUAAAAAAGAACUAGGUGUCCAUGUCACCACAAUAGAAAGAAUUCACCGUAUUGGAAGGAAGAAGCCAGAAAAACAGAGACCUAUCAUAAUGAAAUUCUAUGACAGCAGGGAAAAGGACAGUAUUCUAAAGAAUUGCAAGAAACUUAAGGGAAAAUCUGUUCACGUCAGCAAUGAUUACGCAAAAGAAACUGCAGACGUUAGAAAGAAACUAUGGAAAUCUGCUAUUGUAGAAAGGGACAGCAAGCAAAAGGUGUCUCUGGUUCAUGAUAAGCUUAAGAUUGAUGACCGUCUAUAUGCCUGGGAUCGCAGUCGCAACGAGCGUGUUCUUUGCCAAGAACGCCGUGAUAAGGGCCGCCAUAGCAAUCGCAACGUGUCAGGGGAAGCUUGCAAUGACAAGGAGGGCAUGCCUUCCUGCAGUUCAAAUACAGCAUAGCUCAGAAUCGUUUCGUUCAAUGCUCGCAGUAUUCUUAACAAGGUUACUGAAUUAGAAUGUCUGUUGCUAUCUGAGCGACCGCACGUCGUUUGCAUUACAGAAACAUGGCUCAACAGUGCUAUUUCUUGCGACUGUAUUAUCCCACCUGGCUACACAAUGUUCAGGUGGGAUCGGGACUCUCGUGGUGGUGGUGUGGCCAUUAUUGUUAAAUCAUCGCUUACAGCCUGUACGGUUAUGUGUGACAUGUCGGAAUCGGUGUGGUGUAAAAUCAUGUUUUCUGGCAUGUCGUAUCUCAUAGGAGUCGUCUAUAGGCCGCCAACUACUUCACCCGAUUUUCUAGAUAUGCUAAAUACGUUUCUUUGCUCACAUGUAAACAGGAACACCAGGCUAAUAAUGACUGGUGAUUUUAACUUGCCAAAUAUCGAUUGGGAACUUAUUUCGCCUGGAAAUAAAGAAAUUUAUAGUGCCGAAAAAUUAUUGGAUAUCACAUUUUUUCAUAACUUAAGGCAAAUAGUGAAGGAAAACACACGUAUAACGUCCCAAUCGCAGUCAUUGCUUGACUUGGUGUUCCUUUCCCAUAAAGUAGGCGAUUAUGAAAUGGCAGUCACCGAUGGUAUAUCCGAUCACAAAAUCAUUUUGCUGAAUGUGCUUACUUCUACACCACCACCUACAAAACCUACUGUACGUGUUGAAAUCAAAGACUAUGCUAAGGCCGAUGAUACGUCUAUUCUAGAUUAUUUAGAAAAGUGUUUCAACGAAUUUGAAAAUGUCUCCGAGAUCGAAACAGUUGAAGAUUUGUGGCAGCGCUUUCAAGCUAUUAUUAAACUCUGCAUAGAUAAGUUUGUUCCGACCCGACUCAAGAAAACGAAGCGGAGUAACCCAUGGAUAACUAGGGAUAUUGUUCACGCGAAACGGAAAUUAAAAAGGCUGCGCAAAGGAAAAGCAGAUCCUAGGGAAAUACACGCAGUACGUCAGAGAAUAAAGGCUUUGCUACUCAGUUCGAAGCAAACAUUUUUUAAUCGCACUCUAAGUGAUUUUCUUAAGACUUCCCCAGAAAAAUUCUGGCGUUAUUUAGACCGCAGAAACGAAAAAAUAAAGCAAAUGACGGUAGGAAAUCGUAUAGUAGAAGAAAAAGGUGUUAUCGCUGAUGGAUUAAAUAAAUAUUUCCAAUCAGUAUUCACGCGCAGUGAUCGACCAUUUCCAGUAGAUGAUGGGGAAUCUUUCAGCGAAAGUUCCAUGGAUGCUAUCAACUUUACUCAGAGGGGCGUAUUCCAGCAGUUGCUACAGUUAGAUGACAAGAAGGCUUCUGGGCCAGACGGAAUACCUACUGGCUUUUUGAAAAGGUAUGCUGAGUGGAUAUCAUUUUAUUUGGUAAUUAUUUUUCAGAAAUCACUAAGCACCCAUUCCGUGCCACAGGACUGGCGUUGUGCAGUAGUUAUCCCCAUAUUUAAAAGUGGCAAUCGUACUCUAAUGAAUAACUACCGUCCUGUAUCCCUUACGUCAGUUUGCUGCAAGGUUAUGGAACACGUCAUAGCAAAACAUAUAAUUACCUUCCUGGAAUCAAAUGGCCUCCUUUGUGCAUGCCAGCAUGGGUUCCGACGGGGACUUUCCACAGUGACACAGCUCAUUGAGACAUUACACGAUUUUUACAAAGCUAUGGACAACCGUGAACAAAUGGAUGUUAUAUGCGUUGAUUUUGCCAAAGCCUUUGAUAAGGUUCCCCAUCGUAAAUUACUUUUUAAACUGUACAAAGCAGGUAUAAAUGGCGACGUUCUAAAAUGGAUUGAAAAUUAUUUAACUAACCGCAAGCAGGCAGUUCGCGUUGAUGGUUCCGAGUCUGGUUUUGUAGAUGUAUAUUCAGGAGUACCACAGGGGUCCGUGUUAGGGCCAACACUUUUUCUGCUUUACAUCAAUGAUGUAGCAACCGCUUUAGAUAGUUCUGCUAAGAUAAAACUCUUUGCAGAUGACUGCUUGAUUUUUGCGCCGGUAUCUUGUUUAGAGGAUCAGAUUAAGCUCAACCGAAACCUUCAGGCGUUUGGGAGUUGGUGUGACAAGUGGGAAAUGCGAAUCAAUUUUGAUAAGACGACAUACACGCAUAUCACUGCAAAAAAGAAUAUAUUUACUUUUCAGUACGAUAUUCUAGGCUACAAUCUAGUUAAUGUUCCUUGUUUCAAAUAUCUUGGUGUCUCUAUUUCGCAUGAUUUAAAAUGGCACAAUCAAGUAGAAAGAGUGUGCUCUGCGGCACAGAAGAAAUUGGGUUUUUUAAGAGCAAAACUGGGGAGGGCAACAAAAGAUGUUAAACUGCUGGCUUACAGAUCUCUUAUUCGACCAUCCCUAGAAUAUGCGUUAGUAGCAUGGGCGCCCCAUCAAAAGGUAAUGUGGGCCAAAAUAGAGAAGGUGCAACGC
Dermacentor albipictus is the source of this 4559-nucleotide messenger RNA. NCBI's taxonomy places the organism in Eukaryota, Metazoa, Arthropoda, Arachnida, Ixodida, Ixodidae. The record is from RefSeq and is a predicted model, not a curated record.